Molecule: messenger RNA, 1004 nt
Organism: Dermochelys coriacea (leatherback sea turtle)
Lineage: Eukaryota; Metazoa; Chordata; Testudines; Dermochelyidae
Product: putative olfactory receptor 52P1
Exons: 1
Coding region: 1-939 (312 amino acids)
Biological process (GO): G protein-coupled receptor signaling pathway
Cellular component (GO): membrane
Molecular function (GO): G protein-coupled receptor activity; olfactory receptor activity
Source: RefSeq, a predicted model, not a curated record
AUGGCAGUUUUUAGCCUCACUGCCUCUGACCCUUCAACAUUCAUCCUAAUGGGCAUCCCUGGCCUGGAAGAUGCUCACAUCUGGAUUUCCAUUCCUUUCUCUAUGUUCUACAUUAUCGGCUUGUUGGGAAAUUUCACGGUUCUGUUUGUUGUAGGGAAAGAGCAGACCCUGCACAAGCCAAUGUAUCUGCUGCUCUGCAUGCUGGCACUCACAGACAUCAGCACAUUGAUUUCUAUCAUGCCGAAGGCACUGCAUAUAUUUUGGUUCAAUUUGAAAGGCAUUACAGUGGGUGGCUGCCUGACCCAAAUGUUCUUCCUUCACACAGUUUCUAUUAUGCACUCUGCCGUCCUUGUGACAAUGGCCUUCGAUCGCUAUUUUGCCGUAUGUAACCCUCUGAGAUAUGCCUCCGUAAUCACCAACGUACGAAUAGCUAAACUAGGGCUUGUGGGUUUAAUAAGAGCUGUUCUCUUAAUUCUGCCAAUGCCCUUGCUCCUGAGCAGACUGCCUUUCUGUGCCAAUCACACUAUCCCCCAUACAUACUGCGAGCACAUAGCUGUGGCAAAGAUAUCAUGUGGGGACAUCACAGUGAACAGGAUGUAUGGCUUGGUUUUGGCAUUUGUAGUCAUCGGGUUAGACCUGACGCUCAUUGCACUGUCCUAUGGUCUGAUUAUCAAAGCCAUCCUCAGAAUCUCAUCCAAGAAAGCCCACCAGAAAGCUCUCAACACCUGCACAGCCCACAUCUGUGUGAUGAUGAUGUCUUAUCCUCCCAGCCUCUUCUCCACUCUAACACACCGAUUCAGUAAGGGCAUCGCUCCCCACAUUCACAUCAUCUUGUCAAACCUCUAUUUCCUCAUCCCCCCCAUGCUUAAUCCUAUCAUUUAUGGGGUCAAAACCAAAGAACUUCGUGACAAAUUGGGUAAAUACACCUUCAGAAGGUGAUCGCCUCUGGCCACUGACUUUAACCUGCAUAACAAGAGUGGGAAAGGACAUCUCCUCAUUAAUCA